AUGCCGUACAAGGCGCCGACAGCAGCCAAGCCAACAAAGGCCAUUUUCGACCCGUUCAACUCGAGCGCCACCGGCCACCAGCGAGCAGACAAUACUUUGAGCGGAAGCACAUCAUGGCGGGACUCGCGACACAAAAAGCUGCGCGAACAGUUUUCAGCAGGCGCGGGCGGUGGCAAGAGAGUCAGUGAUACUGUCGGCGCUGGCAGCCUCGAUUUUGGGAAGGAUGACCUUCUCUCGCCCAUCGACCCUCUUGAUUCGCCCCAGCAAACGCAAGCUGAGGAUACGAAGGCUGAAUUAGCAGAUGAGGAACUUGGAGAUGAUACCGAAACCGAAACCUCCAGAUCGAUACCGCCUCAGAUCUUCAACAACCUAUGCUUCUACAUCAACGGUUGUACAGCACCAGUGUCUGAUCACAAGCUUAAACACAUCAUCAGUACUCACGGCGGGAACAUGUCAAUAGCGCUGGGCAGGCGGACAGUCACGCAUGUCAUUCUCGGCAAACCGAACGCGAAUGGUAGUGGCUGCGGAGGCGGUCUGGCUGCAAGUAAGAUCCACAAAGAGAUCACACAGAUGCGUGGAAAGAGCGCCAAGUUCAUCACCGCGGAUUGGGUCACCGAAAGCAUCAAGGCCGGCAAGAGAUUGCCAGAAAGCAGAUUUGAAGCCAUGAAGUUGGCGCCGAAAGGCGUUGCGAACAUUAGCACUAUGUUUAGGCCGAAAGAGAAGGCAUAA
Molecule: messenger RNA, 729 nt
Organism: Pseudocercospora fijiensis CIRAD86
Lineage: Eukaryota; Fungi; Ascomycota; Dothideomycetes; Mycosphaerellales; Mycosphaerellaceae
Exons: 2
Coding region: 1-729 (242 amino acids)
Biological process (GO): error-prone translesion synthesis; error-free translesion synthesis
Cellular component (GO): nucleus
Molecular function (GO): deoxycytidyl transferase activity; DNA-directed DNA polymerase activity
Source: RefSeq, a predicted model, not a curated record